GGCAUCGGCCAGCUCGCGCUCCGGCCCGACGGGAGGGUCUUGGCGACCGCGGGCUGGGACUUCCGCGUGCGCCUCUUCUCCGCCAAGGCGCCCAAGUUCAAGCCCCUCGCCGUGCUCAAGUACCACGACGCCGCGGUCAACGCGCUCGACUUCUCCGACGACUCGCGGCUGCUGGUCACGGGCUCCAAGGACCAGAAGAUCGCCCUCUGGGACGUC
This is a messenger RNA of Aureococcus anophagefferens, 216 nucleotides long. RefSeq lists its product as hypothetical. The annotation marks the transcript as partial. The record is from RefSeq and is a predicted model, not a curated record. Lineage: Eukaryota; Pelagophyceae; Pelagomonadales; Pelagomonadaceae. The transcript has a single exon. Gene Ontology annotation, molecular function: protein binding.